This is a messenger RNA of Leptopilina heterotoma, 1047 nucleotides long. RefSeq lists its product as uncharacterized. NCBI's taxonomy places the organism in Eukaryota, Metazoa, Arthropoda, Insecta, Hymenoptera, Figitidae. The record is from RefSeq and is a predicted model, not a curated record. Bases 125 to 802 code for a protein of 225 amino acids. The transcript is spliced from 3 exons.
UUUGCGUAUUUUGCAGUACGCUUAAAAUCAGUCGUGCGUCAACCGUUCCCUGUGGAAGACAUUCUAGUAAAAAGAAUAUUUAGUAAAAAAAGAACAUUUUUAUUUUUUUGCAAAUAAAAAAAACAUGGCAAAACAUGUUAUUUUUACAUUUUUAUUAAUAGUCGUAGUCGAUUUAACAUUUUCAUUAUUUGCAUCAUCAUCAUCAUCAAAUGACCUUGCAACAAUGAAUAAACUAUUCAAGAAUCCAAAAACCGGAAAGUUUAUUACUGGAAAGAUAGAACAAAUUGACAAGUCGGUAAAUUCAACUGCUAAAUUUUUGCAGCAAUAUUCAUUCCAGGGUGCAUCGUGCAACUGUGUAGAUUUAGUUUGCAGCUGCUGCAUUAACUUAAACCUUGGUUUACUAUUGAAAGAUAGUAAUAUGUGCACUAACAUUACUUUAUUGCCAGCUGAAUUUUCCGUUCAAAUAGGGGUUUCAUUUAAUGGAAAAUCAUUCGUUGUAAAAAUCCCCGCCAACAAUCCUCCAGCAACAUGCAUACCUGUUCCAUCCAUACCAAUUUUAAAUGUUUGUCUUCGUGUAAAAGAUCUUCAGUUUCAAAAUUCCACGUUCCAUGGAUGCCUUGACUUGGAAGCAAAGUUGACUCAGCUUUCACUAUUAGUGUUACAUUUUGAUUGUAUUAAUAUAAAUGCUAAUGGAGUAGAAACAUCAAAACCAAAAACCAAUAGCACAGAAAAGAAACAAUUAUUGCCAUCAUUGAUACAACUUGAUGUGCCUUCAAAUUUCUCUCUUAAACUGAAUGAAUGAUUGUAAUUUUUAAAAAAGAAAGGAAGCAUUAAAUCAAGAAUGCAAAUCAACUUUACAUAUUAAUCGAAGUAAAUAAAUGAAGUAUAUUAAAUUAUUAACUAAGUACUUUUAAAUAUUCGACACGAAAAAUGAUUGGUAGAAGAAAAUUAAGAAAGUUGAAUAAAAUAUGAAUUACAAAGUGUUAUUUUCAUCUUCUGUAAAAGACUUUUCAUUAUUCAAAAUAAAUAUGUUUUUUGAAACAAGCA